AUGGAACUGUUGGGUAGCCCGGUGGAGGACACAUCCUCUCCUCCCAGCACCCUGAAUGUCCUCGGAGCCCAUCGCAAGAGGAAGACGCUGGUGGCCCCCGAGAUCAACAUCUCCCUGGACCAGAGCGAGGGCUCCCUGCUGUCCGACGACUUCCUGGACACCCCCGAUGACCUGGAUAUCAACGUGGACGACAUCGAGACGCCUGACGAGACCGACUCGUUGGAGUUCUUGGGGAACGGCAAUGAGUUAGAGUGGGAAGAUGACACCCCCGUGGCCACUGCCAAGAACAUGCCUGGAGACAGCGCGGAUCUGUUUGGGGACGGGGCCGCGGAGGAGGGCAGCGCAGCCAAUGGGCGCCUGUGGCGGACGGUGAUCAUUGGGGAACAAGAGCACCGGAUCGACCUGCACAUGAUCCGGCCUUACAUGAAGGUGCUCACCCACGGAGGGUACUACGGAGAAGGCCUCAAUGCCAUCAUUGUCUUCGCUGCCUGCUUCCUCCCGGACAGCAGCUCCCCAGACUACCACUACAUCAUGGAGAAUCUCUUCCUGUAUGUCAUCAGCAGCCUGGAGCUGCUGGUGGCUGAGGAUUACAUGAUCGUGUACCUGAACGGCGCCACCCCUCGGCGGAGGAUGCCUGGCAUUGGCUGGCUGAAGAAGUGUUACCAGAUGAUUGACAGGAGACUGAGGAAGAAUUUGAAGUCUCUGAUGAUCGUCCACCCCUCCUGGUUUAUUCGGACCGUGUUGGCCAUCUCUCGGCCUUUUAUCAGCGUCAAGUUCAUCAGUAAGAUCCAGUAUGUCCAGAGUCUGGAGGAGCUGGAGCACCUCAUCCCCAUGGAGCAUGUGCAAAUCCCGGAAUGUGUGCUGCAGUAUGAAGAGGAGCGCCUGCGUGCCAGGAGGGAGAGCAUGAGGCCCCACCCUGAAUUUCUGCUGCCCAGUACUGAGGAGAAGCCCGAGGCGGCGCUGGAGGAAGAUGGGUCCACUGAGGUGACAGAAGACCAGGAAACAAGGGACUCGCUGCACGUCGGCCAUGUCCAGCCCUUUGGGGAGGUCCAGCUGACCCCACGUGAUACCAGCGGCACCCCAGGUCACCUCCUGGGCAUGCGGUCUGUGGCUAUCGCCAGGCUCCGGGUGGACUCCUACCAGCCCGAAGCAGCAGUGGCUGGCGGACGGGCCAUGCGUGGUGGCCCCAUCGACCUGGCUCGCUUCUCCCACACAAGGCCUCUUCUUACAAAAGGUGUGCAUCACCACACCCAGCGCCUGCCUUACAUCAUCCCAAGCUCCCACAGCGACAGCCCUGGUGACUCAGACAUGAAGAUUGUCAUCGUUGGCAUUGGAGGUACCCGCAAGUACCCAAUCCCCGACCCCCCAGGCCUUUUUGAUGGACACGUGUGGCCCAUGUACCAGAAAUACAAGCGGGAGAUGGAGGCUGACGGCGUGGAAGUGGUGUCUCUUUGUUGUUUGGCCCGGGAUGCUAGGUGCACACCACCAGGCCUGGCUUCUGAGUUAAGAGUAACCAACAGCGGCAAGACGACGUUGGCCAGCCGCCUGCAUGCAGCACUGCCCAACUCCUGCGUGAUCCACCAGGAUGACUUCUUCAAGGCCGGCAAGGCCCAGCUGGCGGAGGCAGGGCUAGCGGAGGCUGGGCCGGCGGAGUCCCGGCUGGCAGAGGCCCAGCGGCGGAGGCCCGACUGA
Molecule: messenger RNA, 1692 nt
Organism: Dipodomys ordii (Ord's kangaroo rat)
Lineage: Eukaryota; Metazoa; Chordata; Mammalia; Rodentia; Heteromyidae
Gene: Atcay
Product: ataxia, cerebellar, Cayman type
Exons: 18
Coding region: 1-1692 (563 amino acids)
Biological process (GO): apoptotic process
Cellular component (GO): cytoplasm
Source: RefSeq, a predicted model, not a curated record